This is a messenger RNA of Trichoderma reesei QM6a, 2109 nucleotides long. RefSeq lists its product as uncharacterized. NCBI's taxonomy places the organism in Eukaryota, Fungi, Ascomycota, Sordariomycetes, Hypocreales, Hypocreaceae. The record is from RefSeq and is a predicted model, not a curated record. The transcript has 15 exons. The coding region runs from base 1 to 2109 and encodes 702 amino acids.
AUGAUCGCAGCAUCGGAAGAUGCACUCAACAAUGUCAGUUGCCUUCGAAGAAUUUUCUCUGUGAUUGGCCCCUUUCCUAGGGUACUUACUGAGGUGAGUUUGAUCACGAAGUCUCCGUGGGCUUUCGCUGCGGUUCUCGAGAUUUCCAACCCAGUCCGUGGCUUUGGACAGCAGCAACUGUUCUGUUGUACCCUUUCGCGACAAUCGAUUCCGGAGACCUACCGGCGACUUACCUUGGCGGCUUAUACCCAGGAUACUCUCGACUCGGCGUCACCUGCAAGACUUCGAGGCAAAUCCAACACAAAUGUUGCCGCUCAUGUUGGUUCCCGGAAACAAAUUUCAAGCUAUCACCGCACCCCAUCACACACAAGUAUCCGAGUCCAAGGCUGCGAUGAUUUUAUUUUGCCUUUGCUGACUCCCCAUCUCUCACGCUUUGGCGAACCGACCUCGGAUGCCACGGAGACUCAGCAGGCUUCAGCAAUCAGGCCGCAGUCUAUACUGUCACCCAGCAGAUCUCGACCAUUGGCCACGAAGAAAACUGGAUUUGAAAAGGUAUGUGAAACCCCAAUCCGUGCACUUUGGUUGGUCGUGAUAACGGUCUGCGGUCCAGCCCACAUUGACCAGGACCCGAUAACCGAGAUAUAUCAGAUGCUACUUCACCCAUCAGUCGCUUUCCAUGGGUUUGACUACCUGCUUGCUAAUGUCAUUUGUUGGUCUCUGCAACCCGAGCCCCGGAAUACAGAUCUUGCAGGUAUGUACUUUGCCCUUAACCUUGCACUACGCGAUUAUUUCUGUCAACUCUGUAGGCGCGCAUCCUGCCACGCUUCUGGUGACUUCUCUGAUCAGAGAAGGCACCUGAUCUUUACGAUAUGGCGCCUCCGCCACGUGGAACAAAUCCCAGAACAGCACCAAGGGACUGCUCUUUGUGCCCCAGGAACUCACCAUCUGCCGAUGAUAUCGCCAUAUUUCCCAGAAUGGCUUCAGAUUGCUGCGUUCCUCGAGAGAGUGACCGAAUCUCCUCCCGACACUGCUCCCGUAAACGAAGGGUCGAUUAUUCGCCUGGCAAACUUAUCAACUGAUUUGACCUCGGUAUUCACCUUGUCCUCGAUACCAAGUGACACCGAUUCCACCGAGGUGGUGCCCCCUACAUCCCCGACUUCACAACGCCGGCGUAUUGGAGACUUGGAUUAUCAUCAAGAUUUGCACAACAACAUCUGGGGGCAGUUCCAAGAAUGGGGCUUUACUGCAGUAAAUGUACCCGAAAGCCUCUUCCUUGAUCUGGAAGACAUCUCGAGCAAUCUUGACGGGUGGCAGCAGCUGGCAAUGAAGGCUGGCCCCAGGUCCCGUGCCUCGGAGAACGCUCUUGUGGCAGAGCAGAUCCGGCUGCUUCCAGACCCUAUUCGCCGGGCCCUGGUGUCAAAGUUGGGGGAACCAACAUUCAAGGCCUUGGCCGAGGCAAGCAGCAGCAACGCCGACUGUGUGGCGCGCCUUUACCUUGGCCGAAAAGGAUGUGGUUGCCAGACGACAUUGUUUCUUCUGGAGAAGUGUCGGUCCAUGAAUCUCCGCCAGAUGCUCAAGAUCAAUAUGGAUGUCGAGGUCAUGGCCCGAAAGGUGGCCGUUUCUAUGGCUCUCCUGCAUUGGGGUGCCAAGGUGGAUGGUCGCGGCGUCAAGUUCGUCCUGGGCGGCUCUUGUGAGAUGACAAGCCGGGAUGAGAUUCCUGUUUCGUCCAGUCAUAGUACCGGAAGUCCAGGCACAGCAUCUUCGACAAAUGGAGGACGCUCAUGGGCGGCUCGUCAGGAGGCUACUCGGCGCACCACCAAGCUGUGGCUCCUCGACUUCCACCGCGUCCGGCCCAUGACCAUGGAUAAUGAAGGUCUGGCAAACGCCUCUAGGGCAAUCUGGUUCAACGAGCCUUUCUUCCCCAGGCCGUUACAGAGCAUGCAGAUCCAGAAGAAGGCGUGGAACGCAUUUGCUAUGAGCUACAUCGCGGCGUCUGACAUAAUCUUGAGAGAGAACGACGAGAAAGAGUUCCUCGAAUUGCCACGUUUGGUUAUUUGCCGGCUGGUCCACCUCGAGAAGAAACUGGGGCCUUCUAGAGAUGCGGAAUAG